CGUACCUCCUCAUUAUUAUUUUCCACAGCGCAGCCGAAUGGAUUACUAUAGCGGAUGAUUUAGGGCUUAAUGCAACACCCAAUUCUCUCGCUGUUUUGCACUCAUGUGAAUCCUAGCACUGCAGAUCCUGGCAAUAAUUGAAUUGUUGGUUUCCGUCGCUAGCUACGCGCCGUUGCCGGCGUUGUCUUGUUAUUGCCGACUGCGGAGCAACUAGGGCAGUGUUGCAUCCAUUAAUAUCGCAUGAGGACUAUUUGAUACCUGCAACUUCACUUUUUCCUGGACCUGGCCGUCGUCGUUAGAAACAUGGCCUACACAAGAACAGGCAUAGUAUGCCAGCGGCAGUGUGCCAGAUUAUCAAGAACCAUGGCAACAACAGUAGCACCAAAACGACUUUCUCUGGCCGUACUAGAUGACUAUUUGGAUAUUUCCCACACGCAUUUCAACCACAUACCAUCCGAGCAGUUAUCAGUAACCGUGUUUCGUGAUGCGUUCCCCGCUUUCGGCCACCCACAGACGACCCAGCAACAGAAACAAGCGCUGAUUGAAAAACUGCGACCCUUUGACAUGAUCAGCACAAUGCGCGAACGUACCCCAUUUCCCGGCUCUUUAUUACGGGAGCUUCCCAAUCUCAAAGUGCUGCUGGCCACGGGCACGCAAUUUGAAACCUUUGACCUCCAAACUGCCAAUGAAUUGGGGAUCACUGUGGUGGCCGCGCCAGGCAAGGGCCGUACUGGUGGCAAAGGGCUCCUGUCAGCGACGAGACCGCAACUGGAUAUCAAGCGCGGUGGAAGCCACCCUACAACACAGCAUACCUGGGCCAUGAUUCUUGGGCUGGCGCGGAACAUUGCCAUGGAUGAUGCAGUUUUGAAGACAUCUCAUGGAUGGCAGACUCAAAUGGCUCAAGGCUUAACAGGUAUGACGCUGGGGGUAGUAGGUCUUGGUCGACUUGGGGCAGCAGUGGCGCGGAUUGGCGUCUUAGCAUGGAAUAUGAAGGUGCUUUGCUGGAGCCAGAAUUUGACGCAGCAGAAGGCCAAUGACAAGGCCAAGGAGAUGGGGUUACCAGUUUUGGGGGGCGGGCUAGAGCAAGACUCUGCUAGGCCAACUUUUACCGCUGUCUCCAAACAAGAGCUAUUCCAAAAUUCAGACGUUGUUAGCCUGCACUAUGUCCUCAGUGAACGUUCGCGAGGCCUUGUUGGUCGUCAGGAGUUAGCAUGGAUGAAAGACUCUGCCUUGUUGGUGAAUACCGCUCGAGGUCCCUUGGUCGACAGCCAGGCUCUACAGGACGCCUUGCUGACCCAUCAGAUUGCUGGUGCUGCACUGGAUGUAUUCGAUAUCGAACCCUUGCCUGCCACCAGUCCCUGGCGUUCGCAAGAAUGGGGUCGAAAUGGACGAAGCAAUCUCUUAGUGACACCACAUAUGGGCUACGUUGAGAAUGGCAUCAUGAAUACUUGGUAUGAAGAAACAGCCGAGAAUGUAGAGCGAUUCCUACAGGGACAAGAUUUACUACACGUUAUCAACAGCACACAACCAUGACUUUUUCCACUGUGAAUUGCUCCUGUAUCCUAUGUGAGAGCGACAGUAACCCUUCUCUGGCUCUAUUGACUCGAACGGUAUGUAAUUGGUGAUUUUCAUUGAUUUUACUUUUCAGAACAAGGUGCAAAUAGAGUUAGGAAAGCUUGCUUAAAAAAGAAUUAUGCCCAAACAAGCAGAGCACGUUGGUCUUUCCAAUCGGAUGGUGAGAAUCGACAACUUAUGAUUGCAAAGAUCUAAUUUGAUAUAUAACUACGGAUAUUAGUGAUUUAGUGGUAGCGCAAGUCAU
Molecule: messenger RNA, 1819 nt
Organism: Talaromyces proteolyticus
Lineage: Eukaryota; Fungi; Ascomycota; Eurotiomycetes; Eurotiales; Trichocomaceae
Product: D-isomer specific 2-hydroxyacid dehydrogenase
Exons: 1
Coding region: 304-1533 (409 amino acids)
Molecular function (GO): NAD binding; oxidoreductase activity, acting on the CH-OH group of donors, NAD or NADP as acceptor
Source: RefSeq, a predicted model, not a curated record